Molecule: messenger RNA, 1527 nt
Organism: Leptinotarsa decemlineata (Colorado potato beetle)
Lineage: Eukaryota; Metazoa; Arthropoda; Insecta; Coleoptera; Chrysomelidae
Product: hypoxia-inducible factor 1-alpha
Biological process (GO): cellular response to hypoxia; regulation of transcription by RNA polymerase II
Molecular function (GO): RNA polymerase II transcription regulatory region sequence-specific DNA binding; protein dimerization activity; DNA-binding transcription factor activity, RNA polymerase II-specific
Source: RefSeq, a predicted model, not a curated record
UUUUUGAUUUAGUUCCUAUACUCGAUCGAGACGAGAGAAAAGGUUUGAUGUGGAUUCGAAAAACAAACGACUAAAGAACGGUUGCACGAUUUUUUAAUUCCCUGUCGAGAUGAAACUCAACCUUGAUCAUUUUCUCCCGAUGUUGCCAACAGAUGGUGCCAUGAAUUUCCACGUACAGGGCGAGCAAGGUUUUUUCGCGCAGGGCGAUCCAAGCCACGCGAUAGUUCAAGGCGAUGAUUUUUUGUCCAGUCUCGUCGAAUUUCCUUUACCAGCAGAUGUUUUGAAUACUAACAGUAGUGGGGUUAGUAGUGCUACCAUGACUACAGUGGAGGGCAUUAUUAAUGAAAGUGUUCCAACCCUUGAUAGAACAUCCAUUUCAAGGAUAAGGCCCAAUGGAUUACUGGCUAAAUUGGGAUUGCCUUGCCAGACAAGCGAUAACUAUGAUUAUCAGCAGUGCUACAGUUAUUACUCUAAUGGUUGCUAUAAUGUUUGCCAGUUCGUCGAAAGUGGUGAUAUCGAAGAUAUUUUGAAUCAUGAGAAGCGCAAAGAAAAAUCUCGAGAUGCCGCUCGAUCCCGUCGUUCCAGAGAAACGGAAAUAUUCUCUGAUCUGGCGAACGCCCUUCCCCUCGCCGCCGAACAGAUCUCUCCGCUGGACAAGGCUUCCAUCAUGAGACUGGCGAUUUCUUAUCUCAAGGUCAGAGAUAUGGUAAACUUAGUUCCAGAACUAAAAGUACCAGACGAAGAGACCGGAACUGACGGAUCGGUAUUCCUGAAAUCGCUUGAUGGUUUCAUUGUGGUUUUGUCUGCCGAAGGGGACUUCGUUUAUUUGUCUGAGAAUGUCAGCGAUUAUUUGGGACUUUCCCAGAUCGACCUGAUGGGCCAAAAUGUUUUCGAAUACAGUCACCCAUGCGAUCAUGAUGAGAUUCGAGAAAUUAUCUCUGGAAAGUCUCAAGAUGAAAGUGACUGCUCAAAGUCAAUUUUCAUGCGUCUCAAGUGUACCCUAACCAGUAAAGGCAGAUCCGUCAACCUCAAAUCGGCCAUAUAUAAAGUAAUAAAGUGUACUGGCCAUGUUGUUAAAUCCAAAUCGAGUGCCAUGAAGGAAGAUAACCAAUCGAUAUCACUAAUGCAGGGCUGCUUCAUUGCCGUUGGCCAGCCCAUUCCGCACCCUUCUAAUAUUGAGACGCCAUUACCACAUCAAACUUUUCUCACAAAACAUAGCUUGGACAUGAAAUUUACGCAUGCUGAUGAUGAGUCGAUGUCGCAGAUAUUAGGAUAUGAUCAAGAGGAUCUCCUGGGGAAGUCGGUAUUCGACUACCACCAUGCCAUGGACAGCGAUUCUAUUCAUUCUGCAUAUAAGUGUCUGUUCUCCAAGGGCCAGUGCGAAACGGGUCGAUACCGUUUCUUGGCCAAAACUGGAGGGUACGUGUGGGUCGUCACUCAAGCCACUUUGAUCCACGAUAAGAUGCAGAAACCGCAAAGCGUGGUAUGCGUCAACUACGUCAUCAGGUGAGUUUUUUUCGAAGUUUU